This is a messenger RNA of Cucurbita maxima (winter squash), 1835 nucleotides long. Its product is annotated as phosphomevalonate kinase, peroxisomal-like. Lineage: Eukaryota; Viridiplantae; Streptophyta; Magnoliopsida; Cucurbitales; Cucurbitaceae. The coding region runs from base 192 to 1694 and encodes 500 amino acids. Gene Ontology annotation, molecular function: ATP binding; phosphomevalonate kinase activity. The record is from RefSeq and is a predicted model, not a curated record. The transcript is spliced from 10 exons. Gene Ontology annotation, biological process: isopentenyl diphosphate biosynthetic process, mevalonate pathway. Gene Ontology annotation, cellular component: peroxisome.
GCGCGCGCAAAAGAGCAAAUGGCGUGGGAAGCAUGCGAGAGAGAGAGAGAGAUGUUGACUGCAAACUCAUAAGAACUUGAUCGAUCGUUCUAAGUUGUCGCUAAUUUAUUCAAUAUUUCUCGACUAAUCUCUCUUCAGAUCUCAUCGGCUGAUCAUACAUUGAUUCCGCAGUUGACCAGGAACUAGCAGCGAUGGCAGUAGUUACUUCAGCUCCUGGGAAAGUAUUAUUGACAGGAGGAUACCUGAUUUUGGAGAGGCCAAAUCCUGGUUUGGUACUCAGUACAAAUGCUCGGUUUUAUGCAAUUGUGAAACCACUGCACGAGCAAACUGAGGCAGAAAGUGGGAGUGGGGAAUGGGUAGAUGUGAAACUGACCUCACCACAGCUUUCUCGAGAAAGUCUAUAUAAAUUAUCGCUUGAGAACUUUACCAUUCAGUCCAUCGGCUUGAGUGAGUCAAAGAACCUUUUCGUAGAACAUGCCUUGCAAUAUUCGUUGGCUGCUGCACAUGGAAUAUUUGACAAGAACAAGAAAGAUUCACUACACAGGUUGCUACUACAAGGUCUCGAUAUCACAGUUUUAGGAUGCAAUGAUUUCUACUCUUAUCGGAAUCAGAUUGAAGCACGUGGACUUCCUUUGACACCAGAAUCCCUGUUGUCUUUUACACCGUUUGCAUCAAUUACUUUCAAUGCUGAAGAAUCAAGUAGUGAAAAUUGCAAGCCUGAAGUAGCGAAGACAGGAUUGGGAUCAUCUGCUGCAAUGACGACUGCUGUUGUUGCUGCCCUACUUAAUUAUCUUGGAGUUGUAAAUCUUUCCUCAUCAAGAGGUCAAGACAAAGAAAAUGAUAGUAAGGAUCUUGAUAUCGUGCAUGUUAUAGCCCAAACUGCUCACUGCAUUGCACAGGGAAAAGUUGGAAGUGGAUUUGAUAUCAGUUCGGCAGUCUAUGGCAGCCAACGUUAUGUUCGUUUCUCACCUGACGUGCUUACCACUGCGCAGACAGCAGUUAAAGAACCACUAGAAGAGGUCAUUGUCGGUAUCUUAAAAGGAAAGUGGGACCACGAAAGGACUGAGUUUUCUUUGCCUCCACUAAUGAAUCUUUUAUUAGGGGAACCAGGAGCAGGAGGAUCAUCUACACCAUCGAUGGUAGGUGCUGUUAAAAAGUGGCAAAAAUCUGACCCUCAGAAAUCUCAAGAAACAUGGAAUAAGUUGUCAGAAGCAAAUCUCGAUCUCAAGAGGCAACUAAAUUUACUAAGAAAAGUUGCAGCAGAACAAUGGGAUGUGUAUAAAUGCAUCUUAAGCAAAUGCAGCAUGCUUGGAUCAAAAAAGUGGAUGGAACAAGCUACUGAACCAAACCAACAAGCCAUUGUUAAAGCGCUGUUAGGGGCAAGAGAUGCCAUGCUCGAAAUACGAAAUCAUAUGCGGCAAAUGGGCGAAGCUGCAGGCAUUCCAAUUGAGCCCAAGUCACAAACUGAGCUAUUGGAUAGAACAAUGGAAUUGGAAGGAGUUUUGGUGGCUGGAGUUCCAGGGGCAGGUGGGUUUGAUGCUGUUUUUGCUAUUACAUUAGGUGAUUCUAGCAGCCAUGUGAUUCAGUCAUGGACUUCACUCAAUGUUCUUGCCCUCUUGGUUAGAGAAGAUCCCAAUGGAGUUGCUCUAGAAUGCGGUGAUCCUAGAAGUAAGUGUAUGGCACCUUCUGUUUAAACCCAACUUUUCUAUCGUGUUCCUUUUAUUAUGUUUUCAUCUUGUAGUUUGAUGGAUAAUGGAUUGGGGUUUUAUCAUUUUAACUGCUUUGAUCAUCAGAUUUUUUUGAGAAUAUAUAUUGGUUAAAUUAUAAUUUGGUCC